UGUCGAUGCCUGAACACGGACGAUUGAAACCCAUUGAUCGCCAUCUUCUCUCCUGGCUCAUUACUGCCUUUCUAACAUCUUGCGAUAUACGAAUUUUCUAGCCCGAGGACGCUCUGCUCCCUCGGCGCUCGCGAUCGACGCCUCGACUUCUUCCUCGACACCCCCGUUCACUACCCCUCUCUGCUUGCAGUCGACGGUGAUCGUUGCAAGAAGACAACGAUUGGAGGAAGUGGCUUCAAUAGUGGCUCUAGCCCUUUGGAAUCGCACGAGGCCGACUUGGAUGCUACCGUCGUAACAAUAUCCCAGCAUGAGUCGUACAUUGACGAGUCGGCAAGCUGAAGAGCUACACAAGUCGAUCAUAGCAUACCUGUCGGCGAAUAACCUACCGAACACCGCCGCUGCACUCAGGGCAGAGUUGAGCCUUGGGGAAGAUGUCUUCGAUACAUCUACAGCGAAGAAAUACGAAACAUUGCUGGAGAGAAAAUGGACAAGCGUUGUCCGGUUACAGAAAAAGCUAAUGGACUUCGAGUCCCGAAACGCGGCACUGCAAUCCGAGCUCGAUAACGCAACACCUACCUCCCUCUCUAGGCGCAACCAAGACCCUACUUCUUGGCUCCCUCGAUCCCCUCCUCGACAUUCUUUGGAAUUACACCGAGAUACUAUAAACUGCGUUGCUUUCCAUCCAAUAUUCUCCUCCAUUGCCUCCGGCUCCGACGAUUACACUAUCAAAAUAUGGGACUGGGAACUUGGCGACCUGGAAAAGACGAUCAAAGGCCACACGCGAGCAGUACUGGAUGUUGACUAUGGCGGCCCAAGAGGUGGUAUCCUUCUGGCGUCUUGCAGCUCCGAUCUGACUAUUAAGCUAUGGGAUCCGGCAGACGAGUAUAAGAACAUUCGGACCUUGGUAGGUCACGGUUACAGCGUCAGCGCCAUCCGUUUCAUACCUUCCGGAGCUGCUGGAGUACCAUCAUCCGGAAACUUGCUUGUCAGCGCAAGCAGAGACAAGGCACUGAAGAUAUGGGAUGUCACCACUGGGUAUUGUGUGAAGACACUACAAGGCCAUACCGGCUGGGUACGAGAUGUUUACCCUUCGCUUGACGGACGUUUCCUCCUCUCGACCGGGGAUGACAAGACUGCUCGAUUAUGGGAUAUCUCCGUAUCCAACCCAGAAAUCAAGCUGACAAUGGUUGGUCACGAGCACUUCAAUGAAUGCUGCGCACUUGCUCCACCUGCCUCGUACCAGUAUCUUACAUCCUUGACUGGACUGAAGAAGCCCUCACGUACAAGUAGCACGGCAGAGUUUAUGGCGACAGGGUCGCGUGACAAGACUAUCAAACUCUGGGAUGCUCGCGGGACUUGCCUCAUGACACUGAUAGGCCAUGAUAACUGGGUUCGGGCGCUCGUUUUUCACCCCGGCGGCAAAUAUCUCCUUUCGGUGUCGGAUGAUAGAACGCUACGGUGCUGGGACCUAAGCCAGGAAGGCAAGUGCGUCAAGGUGCUCAGGGACGAGCAUGAACGCUUCAUCACCUGUCUAAGGUGGGCUCCGGGAAUUGUCAAGGAUGUACCUGCGGUUUAUGGUGGCGCUGCUGAGGGGCAGAAUGGCGAAAGCAAUGGGACGCCGAAGGGGACUGGAGUGGGUACCCCCGAUGUGCAGAUCCGCUGCGUUAUCGCCACGGGAGGUGUGGAUCGGAAGUUGAGGGUCUUCGCGAACUGAGGUCGUAAGAGAUGAUCCAGAGGAGAUGGAUCAGACACUUCUACUCUUGGUGUCCUGGCAGAUCGUGUCCAGACGGGUCGUACGGAAGCAUCAGGAAGAAGACUUUUGCAGAGAAGGGCCGCGGAGGCUGGGGAAGGGAGCUUCCCUACUAGCUCAUACCCACUUAAAGGCUGACCAACGUCGACAACGCGGUUUGAAGUGCAGCGGCGCAAGGAUUUGCGAGAACGAGGUUGAGCAUCCUCGCAAAUACCGAAAGGGUGCGCUUACUCUCCCAUGCACUGCUUUCACUCGGGGUCUGAUGACUGAUGGGUCGUAUUAUAGGUACUUUGAAGAUACGACAGAAUCAGAUAGAACCCUAUUCUAUGGAUGAUGUUGAUG
Molecule: messenger RNA, 2092 nt
Organism: Trematosphaeria pertusa
Lineage: Eukaryota; Fungi; Ascomycota; Dothideomycetes; Pleosporales; Trematosphaeriaceae
Product: dynein regulator
Exons: 3
Coding region: 308-1714 (468 amino acids)
Biological process (GO): nuclear migration; establishment of mitotic spindle orientation; vesicle transport along microtubule
Cellular component (GO): kinetochore; cytoplasmic microtubule; microtubule associated complex
Molecular function (GO): dynein complex binding; microtubule plus-end binding
Source: RefSeq, a predicted model, not a curated record